AUGCCGGCCUUCUACACCCCCACAGGCUUGGGCCUCAAGGCAGCGUGGAAGGGUGCGGAGCUGUUUGGCGACGCCGCGGCCGCCCUCAGCGGCAAGGGCGCCGCCAAGGCCGCAGCGGCCUCCCCGGCCCGCGCGCGCAGCGUCGAGGAGACCGUCGCGUCGAUCAGGGCUGACUAUGACCGCGACUACUUCAUCAGCGGCGACGCGGAGAUGGCCGCGUACGCGGACAACUGCGAAUUCAGCGACGACUUUGCCGCUUUCGGGGGGGCGGGCGCGACGCAGCGGUUCAAGAAGAACGUGGCCAACCUUGGCGGCCUCCUCUCUGACGUGAAGAUCGACGUCGACUCUGACUGGGCGGUAGUGGACAACAGGCUCACCACCAACUGGCGGUUUCAGGGCGUGGUCAAGGGCCUGCCCUGGCGCCCGCUGCUGGCGGCCGCGGGCAGCACGACGCACGUGAUUGACCCGGCCAGCGGCCUGGUGGUGGAGCACCAGGAGAGGUGGAAGGCGGACCCUGCGCAGGUGGUGGCGCGCCUGCUGCGGCCGGCGCGCACGCCCCCCGGGACCGCGUGGGAGACCUUCAUGCUCUCCCUUUCGGCAGGGGACGUGUCGGGCAUGUGA
This is a messenger RNA of Monoraphidium neglectum, 621 nucleotides long. RefSeq lists its product as hypothetical. Bases 1 to 621 code for a protein of 206 amino acids. The transcript is spliced from 4 exons. NCBI's taxonomy places the organism in Eukaryota, Viridiplantae, Chlorophyta, Chlorophyceae, Sphaeropleales, Selenastraceae. The record is from RefSeq and is a predicted model, not a curated record.